AUGUUUACUGCGUUCACACAAAUAUGUACAGGUAGCAUUCUCUCUAUCUCUCCCUCUCUCUCACACUUUCUCUCUCUGUCGCUCUCUCUCUCUCUCUCUCUCUCACACACACACUUUCUAGAAGAGAUGUUUGGAACAGUUCCGUUAAAUAGUCACCCUACGCCCCUUCAUCCAACAAGAUAUCUUCCCCUCCCUUUUGUCUUCAUUUUUACCCUUUCCUCUCAUUUACUGCUUCCCGCUAGCACAAUAAUUUUCUUUUCUUUCCUUCUUCGCUGUCUUUCAUUUUUUAAAUCAAUUUAUUUCCCGUGUUUUGUGCAUUUGAACUAUUCCUUUCGUUUCCCAUUCUCUCUCUCUCUCUCUCUUUUCUUUCUUUCUUUUCAUUCUUUAAAUCCAUUCUUCCUUUCGUUUUUCUCUCUCUCUCUCUCUCUUUUCUUUCUUUUUUUCUUUUCUUUCUUUCUUUUUAAAUCCGUUCUUCCUUUCGUUUCACCAUUCUCUCUCUCUCUCUCUCUCUUUCUUUAUUUCUUUCUUUUCUUUCUUCCUUUUCUUUCACCAUUCUCUCUCUCUCUCUCUCUCUCUCUUUCUAUCUUUUUUCUUUCUUUCUUUUUAAAUCCGUUCUUCCUUUUCGUUUCACCAUUCUCUCUCUCUCUUUUCUUUCUUUCUUUCUUUCAUUCUUUGGUUUCAACAUUCUCUCUUUUCUUUCUUUCUUUCAUUCUUUAA
Acanthosepion pharaonis is the source of this 717-nucleotide messenger RNA. NCBI's taxonomy places the organism in Eukaryota, Metazoa, Mollusca, Cephalopoda, Sepiida, Sepiidae. The record is from the annotation of a GenBank genome assembly.